Molecule: messenger RNA, 9723 nt
Organism: Limulus polyphemus (Atlantic horseshoe crab)
Lineage: Eukaryota; Metazoa; Arthropoda; Merostomata; Xiphosura; Limulidae
Product: tyrosine-protein kinase Abl-like
Exons: 10
Coding region: 270-4916 (1548 amino acids)
Biological process (GO): protein phosphorylation
Molecular function (GO): non-membrane spanning protein tyrosine kinase activity; ATP binding; protein binding
Source: RefSeq, a predicted model, not a curated record
AGCGGCCCCUAUGGACGGCGUAGAGGCUUGCUUUGAGAGUGUUCGGUCAUUCGUUUCAGAGGUUUUUCAAUAUGGCUACUAAUGAAAUUGUUAGUGAUUAAAUUAUUGAUAGUCACAACUUGCUAACAUGCUUGUACUUUUUAUAAUUGGCAUAUUUACGUAGUUUAUCAAUAAUGCUAUUAAAGGUCUCCUAAAUAAAAGUUAUGUUCUGAAAAUAUACUGCAUAGUAAGGAUCCCGAAUAGCCUGAAGGUCGUUUUGACGUUAGGCUAUGGGAGCCCAGCAGGGCAAGGAAAACCGUGGAAGUGGAUCUUCGGUUGGCAGUGGACAUGGUGGAAAGACUGGGAAGAGCUUUAAAAAUAGAUCUAAGGACUCUAGAUUAUCAUCAGUUUCUGGAAAUAUAUUUACAGAACACAAUGAAGCCCUGAUGCAAAGCAGGCCUUUGCCAGAUAUUCCUGACUUUGGAGAUCAUAUUAGCAACUUAUCCAUCCCUAAUGAUGGGUCAUCCCGGUGGAUGUCCAAGGAGAAUCUCCUGGCUCCUGAAGACUCUGAUCCCCAAUUGUUUGUAGCACUCUAUGAUUUCCAAUCUGGUGGAGAUAACCAACUUUCUCUCAAGAAAGGGGACCAAGUACGAGUGCUAUCAUACAAUAGAACAGGUGAGUGGUGUGAGGCACAGUCACGUUCAGGUCAAGUUGGUUGGGUCCCUAGCAACUACAUCACUCCUGUCAACAGUUUGGAGAAACACUCCUGGUACCAUGGGCCCAUCUCUAGAAAUGCAGCAGAGUACCUACUAAGCAGUGGGAUCAAUGGGAGUUUUUUAGUCAGAGAAAGUGAAAGUAUUCCUGGUCAAAGGUCAAUAUCUCUCCGUCAUGAUGGACGAGUAUACCACUAUCGAAUUAAUGAAGAUGGCGAGGGUAAAGUGUAUGUGACGUCUGAAUGUCGAUUCAAUACUUUGGCUGAACUUGUCCAUCAUCACUCCAUGCAUGCCGAUGGUUUGAUCACCAUGUUACUCUAUCCAGCUCCUAAGAGAAACAAGCCUGCUGUAUUUGCUCUUAGUCCAGAACCAGAUGAAUGGGAAGUGGACAGGACUGGUAUUGUCAUGAAACACAAACUUGGAGGAGGACAGUACGGAGACGUUUAUGAAGCUGUCUGGAAGAGGCAUAACAUGACAGUAGCUGUUAAAACACUGAAAGAAGAUACAAUGGCCUUAAAGGAUUUUCUAGAGGAAGCAGCUAUUAUGAAAGAAAUGAAACAUCCAAACUUGGUCCAGCUAAUUGGUGUUUGUACAAGAGAACCACCAUUUUACAUAAUCACAGAGUUCAUGCCCCAUGGAAACUUGCUGGAUUUUCUCAGGAACGCCGUUCGCGAUGAUAUCACGGCCGUGGUGCUAAUGUACAUGGCUACACAGAUAGCUUCAGCAAUGGCUUAUCUAGAAUCCCGUAGUUUCAUACAUAGGGACCUAGCAGCAAGAAAUUGUUUGGUGGGAGAAAAUCAUCUCGUAAAAGUUGCUGAUUUUGGUCUAGCUCGACUGAUGAGAGAUGACACUUAUACUGCACAUGCUGGGGCCAAGUUUCCAAUUAAGUGGACUGCUCCUGAAGGCCUUGCUUAUAAUAAGUUUUCUACCAAGUCUGAUGUUUGGGCUUUUGGCAUCUUACUGUGGGAGCUGGCCACAUAUGGAAUGUCUCCUUACCCUGGGGUUGAGCUAACAGACGUUUAUCAUAUGCUGGAGACUGGCUACCGAAUGGAGUGCCCACCGGGAUGUCCACCAAAGGUUUAUGAACUAAUGAGACAGUGCUGGUUGUGGGAGCCUCUUGAUAGGCCUACUUUUAAAGAUGCUCACCACACUUUAGAAACUAUGUUCCAGAAUUCAAGCAUAACAGAAGAAGUGGAGAAGCAGCUAGAAAGGCAGACUCCUGCACCGUACAGGUCCUAUGGAGAGAGUUCGCCAAAUAUUUUUCAGCGUGAUGAAGAAGGAGAUUAUCCACUAACUGAACAAGGUUGUCAUAGUGGAGGUUCAACCAAACACCAGACCAUUAUCUCCACUAGAUCUACUUUGGUUCAACUUCGAAGACAUGGCCCUCGAAGUAAACAGGCACCUGUACCACCAAAGAGGACCAGCACUUUUCGGGAUAGUGUCUAUCAAGACAAAAUGUAUGGAACAAUCGGACAGGAAACUAAUAAAAAUAUUCUCAAUAAUGGUGGUGAGAGAGCCUUUGAGACUAGUAACAGGAAAGCUCAGGAGAUGAACAGCAAUGAAGAAGGGGAAUGUGAAAUAAGAGAGAGAACUCCUGAUACUGAGGAAUCUGAUACUCAUACAGCAGCUUCAGUUGCUAGUGUUCCAGCAAUGUCGCUAAACCAGCAACAUUCUCAGCAAAAAUUGAAAAAAGCAAGGACCUACCCUCCUAAUAUUCAGCAACAUAAUAAUACAAAAGAAAACAGUUCUUCAAAUAAAGCAAGAGAACCCAAGAAAGUACAAGUUGCAGCUCUAGAAGUUCAAAAUGUGAAACGAGCCAUUAAUCGAUAUGGGACACUUCCCAAGGGAGCAAGAAUUGGUGCAUAUUUAGAUUCACUCAGGGAGCAUGGUCUCCAUACUGGAGCUAAGUAUCCUGAGCCUGUUGUUGAAAGUGAACCACAAGCUUUUAGUGACAUAGGAUGGGAAAGUGCAGCUUUAGAUCCACUUUCCCAGAAACAGAAUUUUAGCAACAUAAAUAAUACUCAUAAAGGAGAAACUGGAAGCCAUUUCUCUUCUAGAUAUCCUCCUCCAAGUCGGCAUAGACACGAAUAUGAUGGGGUUCAUCAUUCACCUCAUGCCUUUCUACAAAGGCAAAAGUCAGAUCUCACGUACUCCAAGAACAAUGACACAUUUGAAACAGGAUCUAUUCCAGACUCUAGACACCUUAGUUCAAAGCCUAUUCCAUCUCCUAGACUUCCUAGAAGUCAGAGGGUGGAUCGAAAAUCCUCUCGUGAUGGAAGAAUUGAAGGACCACCUUGCAUACCCCAGGAGAUAAGAAAUAUUCACGAUGUUGGUACUAACAGUGCUUCAAAUGCUGGUGGUGAAACCAGUUUUCGAGAUUAUUCUGGUAGUAGUUACCCCCGGAAUAAUAUUAUUUCAGAAUCCAGAAAUGUUGAUUCUCAGUCAUUCUCAUCUCCUUUUAGUUCUAAUGUCUUUCGAAGGACACUCACUAAAAGACCAAAAGAAAGACCUCCAAGUCCUCCAAAGAGCCCACUUGUAAAAAGUGGUUCAAUUGAUGAUCAGUUAGGAUGGAAACCUGAGAGGAUUUUUGAUCAGAGUCCAUCAGAAAGUGCACACACUGUGACUCCACUAACUUGGAGUGCUAGUGUAGACAGCCCACUUCCUCCUGGAAAAGUCAAAGUCCCAUCGGGGAGUCCAAAGUCAUCAUGGAAUAUUGUAUCUCCCCCUCCACCACCUCCUUGCCCAGAAGGUUUUCCUCCUCCUCCUGAUUUUGUAAAAGAUUCUCUGGAAUCUUGCUCUGAACAGCAGACUGUGAUUGAAGUUAAAGCUCCUUUAGUUGCCAAGGCAUCACAUAAUAAUCAAACUGCCAAGAACCCAGCAGCUCAGCUAGUCUCAGAACUCUUUGAGAGUCUUAAAAUGAAAGCCAGAAGAAGAGCUGUAGAGAUGGGAGAUGCUUCUUCUCAAACCACUGAAGAAGUAGGAAGCUCUGCAGAAAUAUCAAAAGAUCAGUCAGCUGUUGCACUGUCUCCUAAAAAGCAAAUUCCUUCUGUAGACUUACCUGUAAAAUCUGAAUCUGUAAAUUGCUCUAAGUUAGGCUAUCAACAAGGAAAUGAGCUUUCCAAAAGAAUCAGCUCAAUAUUUGAAGCCAGCUCAAAUAGGGAAAAAACAACUGGAGAAUCACAGUCACAGUUUUAUGUGCCCAGCAAUAGACUCAAAAAGAAGACUCAAGAUAAUAUAGAAAAAAGUGUCAGUGGAGAUCUUGGCCAAAAAAAUUUAGUUAUACCAAAACUCAAAAGCAAACCUCCUGAUAGAGAUUUGGUAGAAAUCUGCCAACCAGAUAGAUGUGAAGAAGAAGAAAGAAGACAUAGUUGUGGAAGUAUAACAAGUUUGAAGAAAAUCUGGGAGAAAGAGAGCUCAAAACAGGAGUCGGAGCUAAAUGCUGAUGGUUCAUGCAUUGACAGUCCAAAAGUUGUGGCACGUCGACCAGAAUCACUGAAAAUAGAAAGAACACAGACUUUGGAGCUUGGAGAUGAUACUUUUAAAAGUGGAAACUAUGAAACUGAACCUGUACAGAAAGCAUCGCCAACCUAUGUUAAAGAAAGUACUACGUCAAAAGCAUUGUCUCAAGCAUCAUUAAUAGGUGAACAAACAGAAGAACUAACUAAUCAAGAAGAUCAACAGAGUCAUUUAAAAACUUCCCCUCAAAAUAAAGAAACAGGAGGACAGUUAUCCCCAGCGAUUCCUAAACCAGCAGUUCCAUUGAAACCACCAGUAAAAGGAUCUCGAGCUGUUUUGCCUCCAGGUACCAGACCCUCUAAAACAAGUAAUAAGCCCCAGGUUUUUCCUCGAGGAGGUAUAGGGGGGUCUCCAUCAUCGCAGGCUGAUGACGAAACACACGAUAGCAUAAGCAGCAAAGAAACUAUAUUGGAAAUUUCUACAGCACUUGAAAAUAGUAUUCAGUUACUGAAAACAGCUACAUCUCUAAGCAGUGGAAACGUAAUGCAGCUGUCGGAUAAAGUGCAACUUUUUCGAACUUCUUGUGGCAACUAUGCAGAAAGUAUCCCUCCACAUGGGAGAUUUCGCUUUCGAGAAUUGUUAACAAAGUUAGAACGACAGGGUGAACAGUUGCGCACAUGUAGCAGUAAUAACAGUGCGUUCAGUUCCAGACUUUUUGAAGAAUUACAAAACACGGUGAGGGACUUGGUAAAUAUGGUCCAGAGGUGAGCAGUGUGGUCAAUAUGUAUAAAAACGUAUAUCAACUCUCAUUUAUAUAUCAUGAUAUGUGUAUGAUUAGUUUCUUGAUUUACUCAUGAAUUCCAGCAUAAGAAAGUGGGAUACAUGGUCAUCUAGUCGUAACUUUUGCUCAUUAGUGAAAUGGUGGUGAGAAAAGCUGACAAACUUACUUAUAGUUACUACAACUUCAGCUGAGAACUGUCGUAUGUACGCUUUAAAUUUGUGAUUUACACAUUGUCCAUGAGAACCAGCCUAAAAGAUCUCUACUACGUGAAUUAGAUCCCUUAAAGUGCUUUUGAGAAUGGAGUUCAACUAAUACUUGUCAUGUUAACACAGGUGUCAUUUUUAUCCUUAGAAAAUAGUAUUGUAAAGAUAUAUUGAUAAUCCAGGAGAAGUGUAAGAUACAAAAUGUCGGGUAUUUAAUAAAAGUAGAGAGCAAAGCUAUACAAUUAUUCAUUCAGGGUUUGGUACAAUAUUACUCUUUAUUCUCAAAGAAAAUUAGAUGUGUGUGUGUGUGUUGAGUCAGUCAUGGUUCCUUUCAUCUGUGAACAGUUGUUAACAUAGUGUCACAAACAAAUAUAUUUUGUAGUUUAAAAAUUGAUGUGUGUCGUUGUCCCCCCCCCCCUCCAAGGUAAAUUUGUGGUUUGGACACACUUGCCUCGCAAUGAGACAGUUAAGUGCAUAUUUCUAGGCUAAAGCUACAUUGAAUCCCAUUUAACUUUCAUUGUGAGUUAAUGCUGGUCAUAAGGUAAACUCUGUUGUACGUUUUAUGGUUAAGAGUAUUUAAGAAUUGAAUGUUUACUAAUGUGGCUCUAUCAGAUCCAGCCCAUUGUUGUUUUUGCCCUUAUAAACAAAUAUGUGGAUGUAUUAUAUCUGUGUAUUUAACUUAACCUUGUGCUACAGUGUCUGUACUAGUUUUUGUGACAGGGGUUAGUGGAUGAAUUCCUAAUAUGUAUAGCAACAUUUGCAUUUCCUUUCAUAAUAAAGAAAAUUCAGGUUUCGAAAUUUUAUCUCACUCAAUUCAAAUUAUCUUAACUUUGUGGGUGGGAAUACAAAUUCUCAUAGGGUUGGCAGUACAGGUGGAGUCGUCCAGUUAGAACUUUGAGCCAUAUUACUUACUUCCAUUGGCUUUACGUAAUGAUAAUAGGACAUUGAGGGCACUUUCUAUUUGAUGCCUAUCCUUUACCUUUGUCUUGGGGGGAGAUUUCAGCUUAUAUAUGUCAUAGCACCUUUUUUAUGCACAGUUCGCCCUUUAAUUUCUCUUUUGACCUGUAUUUGACCUGUACAUAUUUCGUGGUUUCUUUUACUGCAAUAUAAAAUGUGAAGCCAGAAUUAAGUUUAGUGUGAGUAUGGUUUUAUAUGUAUAUUACAGGAAAUAUUUUGUGUUUUUUUGUUGGUUCUUUUGUAAGUUUCAAAUAAUUUUAACUUCAAGCAGUAGACAGGCCCAUUUAAGAGAAAUUGUACUUAGUAUGAGAAGAUUUCUUGGGAAAAUAGAUGAAUUUUUUUUUUAAUAUUUAUUGAUAGGAACCUGUAGAAAACUGUUUAUAUGAGCCACUGUUUUGCUCUGAAGACUUCACUGGGACCGAAAACCGUUGUGUGUCUCGGAACUUUACAUAUCCUUUUAGCCCUGAGCAAAAUGAUGUUAUGACUUUCUCAUGUCUGUGUUCUUUAUUUAGGCCUAAUGAAACUGUAAUGGCAAAAUGUUGGCUUAAGUAAACUCUAUCGUCUGGAGUAAUAAGCCCUAUUUCAUUUAUCCUAGAAGUUGGAAAUUCGUCAGUCUGCUCCAAAAAUCUUCAUUGUAAUGUUUUCAUUAGUGGUAAAAAUUUAACUGUUGAACUAUCAUUCACACCAAAAGUGUUUCAGAAACGCGUGUUAUGUAGUUCUGUGUCACAAACACGUGCUAUGCAGUACCAAUAUUUUGAAAAUUAAAAGUGCUCUCUAUCAGUGAAGUCGUGAACUUUUGAUCAGUAUAUAUAUAUAUGUGUGUAAAGAGUGUGUUAAACGUUCAUAAGUAACAGUUAUGAGGAAAUUGGAUACAGUGAUUAUGGCGACUUGUUUAUCUGUUCGUUAUAUUGUUGCUUGCUCAUUAAAUAAUCCCUUUUUUUUAGUUCGCUUUUGUCUGCGACCAGUGUAUGCAAACUUGUACACAUUAUUAAUCACCUUGUUAAAACUUUUUCUCUGUUUUUUUUGUAUUUUUUUAUAUCAAGUCUGUUAAAAGCGAUUCAUCUCUGUAACUUUGGCUAGAUGGUGUUGCGUGCGUUUAUUAUGAGUGAAUGUAACAUCAUCUAACUUUCUCUGUAAUAUGAUAAGACAAACUGCCACAAAAGUAUCGUAAUUCAAAAAUCAAGCCUUGUUUAUUGGAUGGAAGUUUUGAAAAAAUGUCUUUGUCUAAAAACGAACAUACGCAUUGGACUGUUUGAUACGUGAAAAUGACGCUGAAGAAACGAGUCGUAUUUAUGAGUGAUUGCCUAAGUUAACAUUAAACAUGGAUUAUGUUAUAGCAGAUAUGUAACUAAAUUUGUAUUUUAAUGUCAGAAAGCAUGUGAAUUUUUGGUGUAUUUUAACUGUAUAUCAUGGAAGGUUGUUUGUGAAAUGUAGAGAUAGGUUUGUUCUCUGUGCCUUGACCUGUAGGCGUGUCUUGUACCGAUGUUCAGCACUAUAAUUAUCGGCAUUCUUUCCUCUUUCAGUACUUUCCCAAAGCGACUAAUCAAGACUCGGUAAAAUGGCAAUAAUCCACACUUGGAAUAUGUUGUAGGAACGUGAAGGUUAAGCGUGUGAUUGUAUAUAGAGAGAGCAAACUUCCUUCUCAAAACGGUCUUCAAUAAACUCUUCUUGAGAACAUAUCAGUUCUUAUGUUGCUUCAACAAUCCCUAAUGCUAGCGAAAGGUAUUUUGCCUACUUAAUACAUUUCUCCACUGUUAAUGUGUUGCCAUUAUUUUAGUUCACCUUAGUUUCGUUCUAUAAGAUACCGUUUAUAAAGCUUUAGACAGCUUAUCCUAUUUCUUGCAUCGUAUACAAGAGAAAGUUUGAGGCCUGGAGCUUUUGUUAUUUUACAGGUAUUUAAUUAUAUUAAUCAAGGACCAAUGUUUUAAAAACGUGGUUUUAGGUUGAAAUGUUUGUGCUCAGGAUUGUACUCUCUUGGUGAUCUGAAGGUGUCUUGUUGUAAAGCAGUCUUUGCGUUGAGUUUUUUACAUUUAAUCCUAACUCGUAAUGUUUAUAAUUGAUUAAAUUGAAACAGAAAAGGCUAUUAUUUAAUCGUUUUUAGAUGAAUGAGAAUCACUGACUCUAUUGAUAACAAAGUAGCGGUGUCAAUUUCGUAUGAAAGAUUCGUAUUUUUGAAAUUAAAAUGGGUCAUAGUAACACACUUCAUAAACCUUACAUUUUACCAGUGUGUUUGAGUUAAGAACAAAUGACUACUAGACCUAGAAUUACCUGUUAAGUGUGUUGCACAUUCGCGUAUCUAAAACUAUUUUAUGUGUAUUGGAGUUUUCUCUUGUGUUUGUCUGUGUGCAUAACAGUAUUUCUUUUAACCCUUACUCAAAUCCUUGGCAGAUUGGUGUUUUUUUUAAGUAUUUAUUCUGUAUGUAAACAUAAUUGAAACGUUAUUUUACGAUUUAUGAUAUUCAGGUUCCAUAACCCACGCUUUCGGUCGUCUUUUAGAAUAUUCGUGAAAUUUACGAUAAUUGUAGUGGUUGUACUAUUUUAUAUUUCGUGUAAAUAUAUUGUCUUUUAUCUUUUCUUCCUACUUCUCAUCUCGCGUGUUUUGAUCAGGGGUAGAAACUAAUUAUACUACUUCUACAUUUCAUUCUAAUGUGUGCUACUGUGUAAACAUUUCUUCAAAACACGCUGUCAUGACUUGUCACAUGUCUAUACUUGAAGACCAUUUCGUGUAUGUAAGAACGCGGUUCCCACCCUACCGGUAGCACUUUUAAUCGUGAAACUCCACAAACUGGAAAAAGAAAAAUAGUUCUCUGCACCACCAGAGAACUACAUAAAACUACAAGUCCAACACGAGUAUAUCGCAAUGGAUACUACUAAAUAAACAGGAAAAAAAGUUUUUUUUAUUGAAAGUACAGUGUGUGAAUGAUAAAUCAUAAAUCAUUAAGACAGUCUAAUACUUUUGUUGUAGGUAGCUUAAGUAUAUAAAUAAAUAAAUAUAUAUAUAUAUAUAUAUAUAUAGCUAUGUAGCUGACUAAUUUAAUGUAACAUACCUUUAUGAAACAAAUUGAACAUUUGUAUAUAGUUGAAGUGUCUAAUAUACUAAUCAGUAAAUGUUUCUUAUGGAUGCCUAAUUUUGACUCGCGCUGUAAAUUGUAGAUUUUUCUAAGUAUUAGUUCCCAUCAGCGUAAUAAUUUAAGAUUAAAUCAAAUGAGAAGUUAAGUUACAACGAAUUGAUUUUGUUUCAGCACCACGAAAGUGUUUCUUAUUUAUAAAUUUCUUUUGCGUAAAAAAAUGAAUGGCUUGUAUUGGACUUUUUUUAAACGUCUGGUAUGGAUUUUUUUUUAUUUAGUCCUCUUUGAACAGAAUAGAUAAUGCUUGAUAUAAAUACGUCAUAUCAAAGUAAGAGAUUGAACACUUCCGUAAUACUUAGGCAGCAUAACGUCGACCACCAUGUUUGUUUAUCUUUCUGAACACAAAUGGAAUUCCACCGUUAUCACAAUAGACUGUUUGUUUCAAAGUAUGUUCAUUUCAAGAAGUAACUGUGAUUGUUUUAUUUUUAUUUUUUUGUUAACUAUCGUUGCUCAUAUUAGACAGCAGAUAUUAAAUAGUUGUGAAUAAAAUAUACGACACCAGUUUG